AUGGCGUUGAGUGCGAUUUCGGAGUGAGAAUAUCUUGCAUUCAAAAAACUGAGCAAAGAAAAACGAAAAAUGUUGAACGAACAAUAUACAGAAUGCAAAGUUCUGCCCAACAUCAAUGAAACAUUUCCCCAAUUCGGUCGAUCAAUUGCCACACUGCUCUCGCCACUUGACUUAUCGCUGCGCGCUGCCAAUCUAAUACCGAUUACGCCACCCUCAACACCCUCACCGCCGCGAAAGCGUCAAAGAUUAAUGUCAGACGAGAAUUACCUUUGGCGACCGCACGCCAUGGGAACAAAUCAACAAACGCCGUUAACACCGUUGCUAUCAUCAACUGGCAGACCCUCAUCCACACACACAGCCAAGGAAGUUAGUGCUGGUAGCAAUUACCUAGCUCAACUACCGUUAGCGUACGACUGUCGUCACGACGAAUAUCCGAUGCCACACACAACAUCGUCUAACAGAUAUAAAAACAAUUUACACGUUAUGAGGAGUAGCUUUGAAGAAAUUCCAGAAAGUCAAGCAACCACAAUACCAACCAUACCACAUGAAGCAAGAUUAGAGCAGCACGGACCACAGCAACAACCGAAUGAACUGCAGCGGUCGCCACAACAAAGCCCAUUGCCCAUUAUUUGCGUGGACGAUGAAACGAUUGUCUUAACCGAGGAUGAGGAAGAAACACUUGUCAGUUCACACGAUUACAACGAAGAAAUCGACGACGAAGACGACGAAGACGAUGACGAAGAUGAAGAAGCUGCGGUUAUGGAAAGCAUUGAUAAUGAGGAUAUGGAGCCGGCAGAUGACGAAGAGGUGUAUGUCGAUAUACUGAGCAACGACGACGACGACGACUUAAAUCCGCUCAAUAGCGCCAAUUUCACACAGCGUCUGCAGUGUCAAGAGCUGGAGGAGGAGAUUGCAAAGUCCGGCAAAGCUUUGACACGCAACAAACUCGUCUAUGACAAUGAGGAGUUACAUCAUCGUGCCAUCGACGGUUUGGCGAAGUUAUUCGAAAAAGAUUUUCAAGUACCUCAUGUGGAGAAGACGCAAGAUAGUAAUUUACUGACUAGAAAACCAACAAAUACCGUAUUGACAGCAAUAAAUGAGGCGAACUUCAGUGAACCCAAUACAGCGGUACAUGUGGAAAAGUCACCAGCGAAAGCUAAUAGUUUUGGACGACCACAUCAGCAACGUUCGCAUAAAUCGGAGCGAAAACGCAUGAAGCUGCGUAAGCAUCAUCAGACGCUCGAUGAGGAGACCAUCAGUCCCGUCUCCGGCACCAUUAUACGAAAGUUACGCGACGACGAAGAGUUGGUGGUGCGCAAAGGUGACAUUGAUCCGGCUUUCAAUGUGGUCGAAAUCACCGAAGAAGCUAAGGCGAUUUUGGCCAGCAUCGACAACAAAAUUGGCGAUUACUUAUGCCAGCUGUGCCGUACGCUGUACGAUGAUGCAUUCCAGCUAGCGCAACACCGUUGUCCACGCAUCGUACACAUCGAGUACAAGUGUUCUGAGUGCGAAAAGGUCUUCAAUUGUCCCGCUAAUUUGGCUUCACAUCGUCGUUGGCAUAAGCCGAAGUCGGAGUUAAUGGCGAGCAGCGGACAGGGUAAGAAGCGACACUUGAACGAACCAGCAGCAGCGGCGGCUGGUAUGCGGUAUGAGAAGAUGAAUCUCGCGGACGAAGGGGCGGAGGGGGUCUAUCCUUGUACACAGUGCGGCAAGCAUUUCCGACGCCAUGCUUAUCUGAAGAAACAUCAAGCUUCCCAUCAGAUAUUGGAGAAUCUCAAAUCGUUGGACAUCUUCAAAAACUCCAACUCAAUUGCAAACCCAGUGUUUCCACAUCCAAUGCAGCAAACGAAAAACCAUUUCCCCUUCACCAACGCGACGGCUGCAGUACCAGCACCACGCGCACCACACACACAGGCAUCACAGCAUUUUGGCGUCGCCCAUCCACACACGAUCAAACCUUAUCCGCAACGUUUCAAUCCAUUUCCCUUUCCCGCCUUCGAUCAACGACGUUUCUACUCACUGGGUGAAUUGUAUCUCUCGCAGCACUUGGAUCACUCUUCCGCUUUCCAGUAUGUGCAGGCGAAUCAUUUGCGUAAUCUAACUGCUGCAGCGGGUGCCUUCACGCCACGCCCACCACAUGUACCGCCGCCCACCGCCUUAAUUGCAAAAUGA
This is a messenger RNA of Bactrocera latifrons, 2172 nucleotides long. RefSeq lists its product as uncharacterized. The transcript is spliced from 5 exons. The record is from RefSeq and is a predicted model, not a curated record. NCBI's taxonomy places the organism in Eukaryota, Metazoa, Arthropoda, Insecta, Diptera, Tephritidae. Gene Ontology annotation, molecular function: DNA-binding transcription repressor activity, RNA polymerase II-specific; RNA polymerase II cis-regulatory region sequence-specific DNA binding. The coding region runs from base 70 to 2172 and encodes 700 amino acids. Gene Ontology annotation, biological process: regulation of cell cycle process; neuron differentiation; negative regulation of transcription by RNA polymerase II. Gene Ontology annotation, cellular component: transcription repressor complex; nucleus.